CCACAAUCCAACGUCGCGGUCAUCAAUCAUCUUUCUCAAUAGUCUCGCCACUUCUGCUCUGGCCAACAUGGGCGAUCGUGCCAAGCUACAAGCUCUUUCAGAUGAGUACCAAAGUCUACAAACACAACUCAGCGAGCUCAUCUCCGCGCGACAAAAAUUGGAGUCGCAGCAGCAGGAGAACAAAGGCGUGCAGAAUGAGUUCAAAGGCUUAGCUGAGGAUGCGACCAUCUACAAGCUUGUUGGUCCAGUGCUGCUCAAGCAAGAUACGACCGAAGCGAAGAGCACCGUCGAUGGGCGACUAGAGUUCAUCGAGAAGGAGAUUAAGCGAUUUGAGGAGAAUAUCAAGUCUAUGCAAGAUAAGAGUGAAAGCAAAAAGAUGGAGAUCAUGCAGAUUCAGUCGCAGAUGCAACAGGCUCCAGCUUCUGCUUGAGACCUAAUGACCUAGCAUGCGACUUUUCUCCCAUGUGGCCUUCUAGCGGGCGCCACCUGUGGCAUUCUACUCCGAGAUGGCAACAAGCGUUCCGGAAGGUUGAGCCACACACAAUAAUCAUACGAAGCGCGGGAUUUGGGAGCGAUUCUGGUCCCAUGCAUCUACGGCCUUCCAUCUGAAGACUGUGCCUCGGCACAAACAGCGGGGAACUCUUACAACACGAGCGAUCGCAAUCAGAUCCGCUCGAAGCUGCCCGAUGCCGCAGCCCGCUGUAUAGAAGUUCUGGUCGUAUGCCCGGACCAUCGAUGCUGCCAAGCGCACACCUGGCCAAGCAGACCCCUGAGGUCCAAGAUCGUCUCGGGACGUUGCUCAGAUCGGCCGUCCUUGAACAUCUCGGUCCAUCAAAGAAUCGACGUAGUCAGAGGCCAAUGCUAUAGUAGCCACGUCUACGAAUCGCUUUCAGAUGCCAAUACGUAUUUCUAAAGGUGCUGCAGGUUUCUCGAUCUAGUGCCAACAAGUCAACGAGUCGGACAACAGAGAAACCUCUUCAAAACUACAGCGGAAAGUGACACGUACCAACCGCGUAGCUCCGUACGCUCAGAAGUUGGGUCUCACAUGUCUUAACUUGCGCGCCACUUAUGUGUAGAUCAAGCUCACUUAAUAUGACCAGCACUCAAUUACACACUCCCGUCUUGAUCAACAGCAAGUUUAGCCGACAUAAAUGCCAAGCAUCAACAUCGAUCAGCCGCUCGAUCUCGAAGGCAACAACAUCGAUGCACCACAACUCACGCACCGACAAACUCCUGCUCCGAAUCAAACACAAGACCGUAUCUUCGCUACGACCAGGCUCAGCUCACCAUCCUCGUAAGAUCAGCGCUCUAGAGCACACCAACAAUGCCAACAGCAUUUAUUUCUGGCCCUCUCGACAUAGACCAAGCCUACUUCGACCAAUACUACCAACCCCGCAUCGACACCGCCAUAGCUGAAUCUCAUAACUUCAUCAUAGGCCCUGUAUCCGGUAUCGAUACUCUCGCGUUGAUCUACCUUACUUCUCACCACUCCGUCUCCGCCACUCAAAUUUCAGUUUACA
Cercospora beticola is the source of this 1520-nucleotide messenger RNA. RefSeq names its product tubulin-binding prefolding complex subunit YKE2 (gene YKE2). Gene Ontology annotation, molecular function: protein-folding chaperone binding. Gene Ontology annotation, cellular component: cytoplasm; prefoldin complex. The record is from RefSeq and is a predicted model, not a curated record. Gene Ontology annotation, biological process: chaperone-mediated protein complex assembly; protein folding. Lineage: Eukaryota; Fungi; Ascomycota; Dothideomycetes; Mycosphaerellales; Mycosphaerellaceae.